AUGGUUGUUAAAAAAGAUGUUAGUUUCCUAGCUUAUUUGCUUGUUCUAGGACUAAUGUUUCUCCUUUUAAGCGCGACAAUAGACCAUGAUCCAUGUACCAAAGAAUGUGGCAAUUUUAGCUAUGCAAUAUGUCCACGUUCCGAAGGAAAUCCAAGAAAUCCUAUAUGUACCACAUAUUGUGCAGGCUACAAAGGUUACAACUAUUAUAGCUCUAACGGAACUUUCAUUUGUGAAGGAAAAUCUGACCCAAGAAAGCCAAACGAACAUUGUCCCAAGGAAUGUGAUUAUAAAAUUGUUUAUUCAAAAUGUCCCCAUUCAGAAGGACCGACUAUAAUUAAACCCACUGGAUGCACCACAUGUUGCACAAGGUACAAGGGUUGUUACUAUUACGGUAAAGACAGCAAGUUUGUGUGUGAAGGACAGAGUGAUGAACCCAAGGCUUGUACUAAAAAAUGUGACCCUAAAGUUGCUUACAUGACUUGCCCACCUGAAUCAACAAAACUUACUCGAGUUUGUGUCAAUUGUUGUACCGCAAAACCAGGAUGCAAACUCUAUGGUCAUGUUGGAUCUUUAAUUUGUAUCGGAGGUGUUAAAGGUCAUUAAUAGUCCUUAUUAAUAUGUAUGAAAUAAAAGCAUGAUUAUAUACUUAUCAUUGUCAUGCUAAUCGUUGUAAUGUGGGCAUUGGAGCUUUUUCCACCACUUGCGCAAUAAAUUAAUAAAAUCUUUUACUUU
Molecule: messenger RNA, 732 nt
Organism: Solanum stenotomum
Lineage: Eukaryota; Viridiplantae; Streptophyta; Magnoliopsida; Solanales; Solanaceae
Product: proteinase inhibitor type-2-like
Exons: 3
Coding region: 1-603 (200 amino acids)
Molecular function (GO): serine-type endopeptidase inhibitor activity
Source: RefSeq, a predicted model, not a curated record